This is a messenger RNA of Rhizophagus irregularis DAOM 181602=DAOM 197198, 943 nucleotides long. NCBI's taxonomy places the organism in Eukaryota, Fungi, Glomeromycota, Glomeromycetes, Glomerales, Glomeraceae. The record is from RefSeq and is a predicted model, not a curated record.
GAAGACUGCUCCGUUAAAAUUGUCCUAAGAAGAACAUUGUCUACACUUCGUCUACCCAAUUGCUCGCCCAUUUUUCGUUGGUGAGAAAGAAUACGAUUUAGUGUUAAACCGUUCUAAUUCGGGCUCUAGAAAAAGACCGGACCUUUCAUGUGUGGUGAAUGGUGUACCGAUUCUGAAUUCGGAAUUUAAACCUUUGGGAAAUACACCGUUACAACGAAUGAAGGAUAGGCUGAAGGCGCAGUUAAGGGCUCGAAAAUCCAUUAAUCAACAAUUACAAAAUAAGGGAGGUCCGGGCGAAGCUGUAAUAUUUUUAAACAUGGGCGACUUAAUGGAAUCUUAUUCUAUGGAUCUUAAGUAUGACGGUUUAUACCGUUCCUGGCCAUUCCUCACUACCAGGCUGGUAGUUGACAAGACCAUGAUUCCGCUUGCAGGAGUUGCGAUCCAUCACUUGGUAUCUUUAGAGGAGCACGUUGAACGGAUAGCAAAGGAUUAUAAAUAUAGAGCAUGUCGUAGUGGUAAUACUACACCGAUCGAGCAAAUGUCUUUUAUGCGUAAAUUUCCAGACUCACCACAAUUCGCGAAAAAAGUAAUCGGAAUUACAAAUGGAGCAAAAAAUAAAAAACCAAUGAUUAAAUUUUGCAAUUUGAAAAAAAAAUCGUUUAAAAAUUUAAGAAAUGAAAAUUUCAUAAAGAUUUUAAUAUUGUGCUCAGAAAUUAACAAUAUGCCUGUAUAUCCAUAAUAAAAAAUUAUAAACAUAAAAGCACAUCCAUAAUUAAUUUAUUAAAAAAAUUUGUUGCUAUUUUAAUCAGUUAGUUUUCAAUAAAUUAAAAUUAAAAUUGACUCAAAAAUCCUAUAAAUUUAACCACAUUAAAAUAUUUGGAUUAAUAAUUUUUAUUUGUAUAUGGUGGCGGAACUCUAUACUCAAAAAUGUUUCAAAUUUUUA